AUGCAGUUUCUAUCAGCAAGGUCAUUGCUUUAUAUCCGUGUUUUGUUAUUGUUGGUGAUAUCGUUUUUAUUGAUUACUGAUCCUCAAAGUCUAACCGAUGCUAAUUUCACAAUCCUUCUUGCCCAAGCAAUGGAACUUCCAUUUGCCCAAGUCAGUGACACCAAUCCUCUUUUAGGUAUUCUUUCUAUUGUGUUUGGCGUGCAGGCAAUAUCUGAUUUGAUACCUCUUUUGGCUGAAAAUAUUGAGUAUUUUGAAACGAUUACUCCCACCAGACUUAUUUUCUUUUUCGGUCUCGGAGCUUAUACUUAUCUUUCAUCUAAUUCUAUAAUUGCUAAUAGUUUAGUUUUUGUUUAUGCUUUUUUCGAAAUCUGGUUUAACUUUUUGAUUUUCAAUAACUUAAGAGACGAAAAGUACUACAGAUUGAAAAAAUUUGUCGAAGAACAUGCUGAUGAGAUUCAACAAGAAGCCGGUGAUCAAGUAAGAGUUGUUGAAGUUGAAUAA
This is a messenger RNA of Hyphopichia burtonii NRRL Y-1933, 501 nucleotides long. RefSeq lists its product as uncharacterized. Lineage: Eukaryota; Fungi; Ascomycota; Pichiomycetes; Serinales; Debaryomycetaceae. The transcript has a single exon. Bases 1 to 501 code for a protein of 166 amino acids. The record is from RefSeq and is a predicted model, not a curated record.